GAUCUGAAAUAUUGCAAGGAGUUUUUGUGGUAUAAAUAUGUCACUAAUGUAAGAUAUUUAGAGACACAAAAGCAUUAGGGUUUGGGAGAAAAGGUCCAUAUCAAUGGAACACCAAUUAGGGUUUUGGAGAAAAGGUCCAUGGACUGCUGAAGAAGAUCGAUUGCUUGUUGAACAUGUCAAGUUGCAUGGCGAAGGGCGAUGGAAUUCUGUAUCGAGACUUGCUGGGCUGAAAAGGAAUGCAAAAAGUUGUAGGUUGAGGUGGGUGAACUACCUGAGGCCAGACCUAAAGAGAGGCAGGAUUACACCUCAUGAGGAAAGAAUUAUACUCGAGUUACAUGCUAGAUGGGGAAACAGGUGGUCGACAAUUGCAAGAAGCUUACCUGGACGAACUGAUAACGAGAUCAAGAACUACUGGAGAACCCAUUUUAAGAAUAAGGGGAAACCUACUUCUGAGGAUGCAAGAAAGCUAAAAGCGCGUCUACUAAAGCGAAAAAUGUUUCAACAAGAACAACAAAAGCGACUUCAGCUAGAAAAGAACGAGGAAGACAUGAAAAAGUUCAUGUUAAUGCUCGAGGAAAGUGACAACAAGGCAGUUUGGAGGCACCAAGAUAUGGUUCCUGAGGAUAUACAAAAUGUGUUGUAUCCGAUAAUGUUUAAUAAUCCUCAACAUAUGGUAGAAUCCACCAUAAAUGAGGAUUUUGUUUUGUGGGAUGGCUUGUGGAACAUGGAGGAUGUUCAUGAUGUCACAACCGAAGGUUGUGUGCAGAAUCUAGGCAUGUCUAUGCCUUUCUUUUGAUCAUCAUAAGUGGCCAAAUCAGCCACAUAAAUAAUUUUGUACCAGUAUUAUUUCCUUGAUGCAAGCUUAAGUUAAUGAAAUAAAAUUGAAUUAAGGUGACCAAAGUGAAUAAUAG
Helianthus annuus (common sunflower) is the source of this 911-nucleotide messenger RNA. Its product is annotated as transcription factor MYB57. Gene Ontology annotation, cellular component: nucleus. NCBI's taxonomy places the organism in Eukaryota, Viridiplantae, Streptophyta, Magnoliopsida, Asterales, Asteraceae. Gene Ontology annotation, biological process: regulation of DNA-templated transcription. The coding region runs from base 104 to 796 and encodes 230 amino acids. Gene Ontology annotation, molecular function: DNA-binding transcription factor activity; sequence-specific DNA binding. The record is from RefSeq and is a predicted model, not a curated record. The transcript is spliced from 3 exons.